UGUGUUUUAAAGUUGGUUGCAAAUCACGCGUGGUUGUAGUACAGUUGCUUAAGUCACCUUAAAGCCACUUCUUUAUAUAGUCGCUGAUAAAAAAUACGACAGGGUUUUAGUUGGCCAAUAUAAUUUAUCUAUAAAUAUGUGUUCCAUAAUAAUAUUUCAAACGUUAUAGAAUGAAAUAUCUUUUAAGUAAAGAAAUAUUCGGUAUUCCAAUUGGUAUUUAAAUUACGAAUGCUAGUAUUUUAUCGUAAUCGCGUGUCACAUAGUUCAAUACAAUUGUCGAAACAGAUCUCUAGCCCUUUCUUGUUGUAACAUUGAAUAUUGAACAUUGAACAUUUGUACAUUAUCACGAAAAUAUAUUUUUUUUUCGUUAAAUUAUUCGUGCAAUAAUAUUUAUUACUAAUACGAUGUUAUAUUGAAUGAAUUUAUUUAUCAUUAUUUCUUUUAAUUGUACUUAAUAACAUUAAUUAUGGCGAAUGAAGUACAAAUGAACGAAGAAUUGGAACCUGUCUCCAACGCCAUGAAUGUAGACAAAUCGGUUGUUGAAGAAUUGGCAGAGGCAAAGAAAGAAAUAGCAAAUCAAUAUUAUUCUUUGAAACAAUAUAAAAAAGCAUUAACUGGAUACAAUGAAGUUAUUGAGAUGUGUUCAGAUGAACCACGUUAUUAUGGUAACAGAGCAGCUUGUUAUAUGAUGCUUGGCCUAUAUCGUAACGCUUUAGUUGACGCUAAAAAAUGCAUUGAAUUGGACCCAUUGUUUCUCAAAGCAUACAUCAGGGUUAUCAAAUGUUCAUUGAUUUUGGGUGAUAUCAUAGAAGCUGAAACUAAUAUAUCUAAACUUUUGAAAUUAGAUCCUGAUAAUACGUCUGUAGCUUCUGAACAAAAGGAUUUAGAGUAUAUACAGAAGUAUCUUAAGGAUGCGGAUACUGCUUACGCAGUGAAAGAUUUCCGUAAGGUUGUAUAUUGUAUGGAUCGAUGUUGCGAUGUUAGUACAUCGUGCACAAGAUUUAAAUUAAUCAAAGCUGAAUGUCUCGCAUUUUUAGGAAGAUACGAAGAAGCACAAGAAAUUGCCAAUGACGUUUUGCACAUUGAUAAACAAAAUGCGGAUGCUAUUUAUAUUCGUGGUAUGUGUUUGUAUUUCCAAGAUAACGUUGAUAGAGCUUUCGCACAUUUUCAACAAGUAUUAAGAUUAGCACCUGAUCACGAUAAGGCAUUGGAAAUUUAUAAGAGAGCGAAAGCUUUAAAAAAGAAAAAAGAAGAUGGGAAUGCAGCAUUUAAAAUGAAACGCUAUCAAGAAGCUUACAAUUUAUUUACAGAGGCUUUAACUAUAGAUCCUCAAAAUAUUAUGACCAAUGCUAAACUUCAUUUUAAUAAAGCAACAGCAGCUAUUAAAUUAGGAAGAGUGAAGGAAUCGAUAACAGAAUGCACAGAAGCUUUAAAACUCGAUGAAAAUUAUCUUAAAGCUUUGCUUAGGAGAGGAUCAUCUUAUUUGGAAUUAAAUGAAUACGAAGAUGCUGUUCGUGAUUUUGAGAAAGCGUGUAAAAUAGAUAACAGUCGUGAAAAUAAGAGAUUCCUUAUGGGAGCGAAAAUGGCUUUGAAAAAAUCGAAAAGGAAAGACUAUUAUAAAAUAUUAGGUAUCGAUAAAAACGCAUCAACUGAUGAUAUUAAAAAAGCAUAUAGGAAACGGGCUAUGGUCCAUCAUCCAGAUCGACAUGCUAAUGCAACUGAAGGGGAAAAGAAGGAACAAGAAAAGAAGUUUAAAGAAGUUGGAGAAGCGUAUGGUAUUCUAUCGGAUCCGAAGAAACGUUUGCGUUAUGAUAGUGGCCAUGACAUUGAUGACAGUGAUAACAAUAUGCAAGACAUGGAUACUCGUGGAAUGUUCCCAACGUUCUUUCCUCCAGACGCAGGCUUUCAAUUUCGAACUGAAUUUUACAAUGGCUACAGUUUUCAUUUGGGUUAAUAACAUUCCAAAGUGCAUCAUGAUAUCAUAGUAUAUCGUAUUAUAAUACUUUAGUUUAUUUGAUAUAAAAAAAUAUAAUGUUUUUCCCUUUGCAGUUGUAUUAAUUAUAUAUUUAUUGGUCUUGACAUUUAGAUCAUCAUUAUGUACAAAGUCGUAUAAUGUAGUAGAUUAUUUUGCAUAAAUUUUGCUUUUUACAUGUUUUUAAUUCGUGAAAACACAUAAACAAGAAAAUUAAAUAAAA
Molecule: messenger RNA, 2195 nt
Organism: Polistes canadensis
Lineage: Eukaryota; Metazoa; Arthropoda; Insecta; Hymenoptera; Vespidae
Gene: Tpr2
Product: dnaJ homolog subfamily C member 7
Exons: 11
Coding region: 467-1954 (495 amino acids)
Molecular function (GO): protein binding
Source: RefSeq, a predicted model, not a curated record